AUGUACACGGAGUCAACUUUUCCAACCUUGCUACUAAGGAAUCUUCCUGCUUUAAAUGGUAGUGAUUUGAUUAAGUGUUAUGAUAGUUCCACUGAAAAUCUUCUUGAGGUGGUUAGGGGUUUUCUUCCAGCAGAAAAACGUUUUCCGCGCACCUUGGUGCAGGUCGCGAAGUUGGAGCUCCCGCCUUGGUGGAAUGAGGUGUGUUCAGAGGCGGUUAGAUGUAGGAAGGAAGCCAUUAGAAAGUUUCUGUCGGCGCCUUCUGAUAGUACUUAUCUCGAAUUUCGAAAGGCUCGUGUUGAUUGCUCUAAGAAGCUUUCAGAACAAAAGCGCAUUGGUUGGCGCAAUUUUGUUGGCGGUUUUGAUUCUAAGACUCCUACUAACAGAAUCUGGGCUUUGAUUAAGAGUUUUAAAAGAAAGUCGUCACAACUGGACUUUUCGUUACAGGAUUUUAUUCAGGUCUCUAUGGAGGCCAUCUCCAAAUUAUGUCCCUCGUUAUCUUUUUUUGACAGAUCCGAGACUCUUGCAAGCAUGAAGGCGGAAGACGAUCAAAAUCCUAAUAUAUGUGCGUGGUUAGACGAUCCUUUGACACUCAAGAAAUUCCGAAUUGCGCUUGAGUCAUUGCGAAGGAACUCUGCUCCUGGUUUAGAUCAGAUUUGCUACAAGAUGAUGAAUCAAUUGCCUGAGGAAUACGAGACUUGUUUGCUGGCCAUCUUCAAUGAGAUUCUUUCCGAGGGUACUUUCCCAGAUUCAUGGAAGACUUCGCUGAUCAUAUUCAUUUCUAAGCCUGGUAAUAGGGCGGUCAGACCUAUUUCUCUUAUGUCAUGUGUAAACUCAUGGAGCGAAUUCUCUACAGAAGGUUGGUUUGUUGAGUCCAAUCCGAUCCUCCCUCAGGCUCAAGCGGGCUUCAGGCCCUUUAGAGGUUGUGACGAUAAUUUAGCUGUCUUGAUCUCUGAUAUAAGAACCGGUUUUCUCGAACGUUCCGUUACGGUUGAGGCGUUUUUGGACAUAGUGGAAGCUUUUGACAAUGUGGAUCCAUUCAUCCUCUCAGAAGACCUAAAUGGGAGUUCCGGUUCUCUUCAGGUGAUAAGGGAUGGCGUUGUGGGCGCAACUGUCUUCUCGCCUGGUAUGGAUGGAGUCAUAAAGCAUAGAUUACCCUCUGAAACUUCGGUAUUCUUUGCUGAAUUAUGGGCCAUACUCCAGGCUAUUCAAUUUAUCGGAGACCUUAAUAUCAAGAAGAGCGUGAUCUUCUAG
Cyphomyrmex costatus is the source of this 1251-nucleotide messenger RNA. Its product is annotated as RNA-directed DNA polymerase from mobile element jockey-like. Lineage: Eukaryota; Metazoa; Arthropoda; Insecta; Hymenoptera; Formicidae. The coding region runs from base 1 to 1251 and encodes 416 amino acids. The transcript is spliced from 3 exons. The record is from RefSeq and is a predicted model, not a curated record.